Messenger RNA from Neohortaea acidophila, 1841 nucleotides. RefSeq lists its product as uncharacterized. The coding region runs from base 221 to 1597 and encodes 458 amino acids. The transcript has a single exon. The record is from RefSeq and is a predicted model, not a curated record. Lineage: Eukaryota; Fungi; Ascomycota; Dothideomycetes; Mycosphaerellales; Teratosphaeriaceae.
CGCCUUCCGAUUUGUCCAGCCACCUCACUCCACUUCAUUGUUCGCGCACGUCACCAAGGCUGCGCAUCCCAGCCACCUCACGAGGUGAACUAGCAAACUCGAGUGAGUUUUCUCCUCUCUCUCGAUAGCUCGCUCCACGGAGAAUUACGCAACGAUGGAACGCGACGCCUCCCGCCCGUAGUUAAAGAAAUCCCCGACAUCCAAAAACCCUCCGAGUCCAAUGCGGGAAGCCGCCGCCCUCCUCGCCUUGCCCGCGAGCCUCCUCCUCGCCAUCCUCGCAAGCUGCUGCACAUCCGCAGCCGAGGUGGCAUGGCCGUACAAUCUUCCGCGAACCGCCAAAUACUACCCCGAGCAUGAAGCGUUCGCGAGCAAGGAAUGGGCGGCGCAGGAGAAGCUGGCGUGGCGGCGGCCCACUGCAGUGAGGAAGAUGAGCGGCGAUGAGGGGGAGAAGUUCUUUUUGCAGUACUGGGCUUUUGAAGAGGAGGGUGGGAGUCGGAGGUAUGAGGGGAAUGCGUCGAUGGCGCUUCCGUUGUUGGCGCCGAUUGCGCCGCAUGGAGAUGAGCAUCACUUUGGACCGUCCACGUUGAAGCGCGGUCUGCUUGCGCGCGAGUUCAAGUGUCCCACUGGCACGCACUCUUGCAGUUCCAUUGGUUCGGACUUGUGCUGCAAUACGGGCGAGAGCUGCAUUUCGACGAAGAAUGGGUACGGCUGUUGUCCGGACGGGGAGACCUGCGGCGACGAUAUUGGCGCUUGCAAGGAUGGAUAUACCAGUUGCCCGAACAGCUCGAAUGGAGGUUGUUGCAUUCCUGGCGCCAGCUGCGACGGCACCGGAUGUAUCGUCUAUGGAACUUCAACGGUUACGACUACCCUACCCACCGUCACAGUCACGAGUGGAUCUUCGGGGAAGACAACGAGUUCAAGCAGCAGCGAGACGACGGACCAGCAACGGACCGUCACCGAGACAAUCAUCAUUAGCGGCAGCGGCUAUACCACGACCAAAACGGUGACCGUGGAGACGGGGAGCAUCUGCAAAUCGGGCUUUCACUCGUGUCCUGCUUCGCUGGGCGGUGGGUGCUGUCGAAGUGGACAGUCGUGUGGAAGCAAUGGCUGUCCAAACUCCGCCACCACGACCACCAUCUCCCCAAGUCAGCCGAUCCGUCCGACCAGUGUGUCGGCAUCGACUUCUUCGACAAGCACUACGACGACUACGUACUCGAACUGUCCAUCUCAGUACUACCAAUGCUCGGCGCACUUCAUUGGCGGAUGCUGUCAGAUUGGAAGGAACUGCGAUACAACGAGCUGUCCGCCAGCGACUCCAUCGACCAUUACGAUGACUUCUGGCGCGACCAUUAUUCAAAGCGCGCCAACGAGCGUUCGAGGGCAGUGCAUGGGCGGGUGGUCUUCUUGCCCCGCUGCCGAGUCUGGUGGCUGCUGCCCGAGUGGGUACAACUGUGGCACCGCGAGCUGCUCGGAGUCGAGGAAUGGACUCAUUGUGGCCACGGGGAAGUCGUAUGGGAGUGGUGGUACAGACGUCAGGUUGGUUUGGAGCAUGAUGGUGGGGUCAAUGGCUGCCGUGGUUGGGUUGCUAUGGCUGUAGAUGUAGACUGACGACCUUCGAUACCCACUGCAUAUAGAGUGAAUGUGAAUACGACUUUCAUGACUUGACACUGUAUGAUUGCAUCGUCAUUUCACAUGCCGAUCCUCAAACGCGGCGCGCGGGCAGGUUGACGCGGGUGGACCCCUCGAACUUUUGGCGGGGCAGCAACUCUAUCCUCGACCUGGACGUUCAACCUAGCUUCAACCACCCACCACACCACACCGCCCACUCGUUCAGCAUACCA